AUGUUGUCUGACGAGGCCUUGGAGCACGCAGCAGCGCGCGAGCUGAAGGAGGAGACUGGGCUGGACCCGGGGUCGGUGCCGCUGGUGCAGGUCGGUGCGUUUGGGGACCCGGGGCGCGACCCGCGCGGCUGGACGGUCACGGUCUGCUAUGCCGCGCUGGUGCCGCCGCAGGCGCGGUCGGGCAUCCAGGCGGCGGACGACGCAGCGGACGCGAAGCUGUUCCCUGUGGGCGACCUGCCGGGGCUGGCCUUCGACCACAAGCAGGUCGUCAGGGCGGCCCUGAGGCGGCUGGCAGACCUGCCAGAGGUCAAAGAUGACGGCGGCAUGGCGCGGGAGCUGCUGAUGGCGGCAGAGCGCCUGGAGGGCCCAUGGACGCCACCCAGAGAGUAG
Messenger RNA from Monoraphidium neglectum, 390 nucleotides. RefSeq names its product 7,8-dihydro-8-oxoguanine triphosphatase. The record is from RefSeq and is a predicted model, not a curated record. The transcript is spliced from 5 exons. NCBI's taxonomy places the organism in Eukaryota, Viridiplantae, Chlorophyta, Chlorophyceae, Sphaeropleales, Selenastraceae. Bases 1 to 390 code for a protein of 129 amino acids.